Molecule: messenger RNA, 1400 nt
Organism: Aspergillus aculeatinus CBS 121060
Lineage: Eukaryota; Fungi; Ascomycota; Eurotiomycetes; Eurotiales; Aspergillaceae
Product: putative IgE-binding protein
Exons: 2
Coding region: 321-971 (216 amino acids)
Source: RefSeq, a predicted model, not a curated record
UCAAUACGAAGGCGAGUGAAACCUGGUCAACCAGUCCCCAAUGUUACUGAAGGGGGAAUGUCCCCGAGACACACUCCGCUGAUCAGCAGAUGGAGUGGGGAUGUUUCACUCAUCGCAUCGCUAAACCAGCAUGGUCGAGUUACUAGAGUUGUGCUAGUUAGCCACGGGUUGAAGAGUGGCAGUGGAACAAGAUACUGGCAUAGCCCUGAGGUAUAAAGACCUUCUUUCUUCCCCAGGAUAUUUUCCAGUAUCAUCUACAAACAAACCAUCCAUCUUUACCACCCACAAUCCCAAUCACCACCACCACCACCACCACCACCAUGAAGCUCCUUGCUCUCCUCUCCGCCGCCGCCGGUGUCUCGGCCCUGCCCCAGGCCCAGCAGGCGCAGGCCAACUACAACUCGUUCUCGGUGAUGUCCGCCCGCUCCGGGUCGCCGGUGCACCUGCUGCCCUUGAACGCCGCCUCCGGGGGCUUCUACCUGGGGCUGCAGAACGCCUCCAGCUACUGCCCGGACCAGGUCGCCGAGCUGGGCGCCUGCCCGCCUGGCACCGAGACGGUGUUUGAUGCCGGUGCCAACUCUUUGGACGUCUCCGUCCCCGGCGGCCAACAAGUCUACAUCGCCCCCAGCGGCGCCCUGGCCUUCACGCAGCCCCACUCGGCCUACCUCCCCGCCGGCUCCGUCGUCGGCGCCUUCAGCUACUCCCAGACCGCCGGCGCCACCUUCGGGUACUGGACCCUGCCCAACAGCGGCCUGAUCGCUUGCCCGGUCCCCGCUGCCGCCUCGUCUUCCUCGGCUGCCCCGUCUGCCACCCCCGCUGCCGGUUCCGCUGCUGCGACCGCCAGCAAGUGGCAGGUCUUCGCUGCCUGGAGCAACGCCACCGUCCCCUCCGGUAACGUCGGCGACUGCCUCGGAUUCGAUGCCUUGGCCGUCGGUCGCAAUGGUAGUGCCGCUGCUUGGGAGUAUAUCUAAACGUCUACUCCGUACGUACUCCGUCACUGUCUGCGGAUUGGGUUGGGGAUUGUGCCCAUCGGUGGAUGUUUAUAAUGUUUCGGGGAUGUGAAUGAUUGGUAAUGGAUAUAUGUACUGUAUAUGAAGUCUUGGGGAGAGGGUUGGUUAGUGGCCCGUGUUUAUAAUGAAUUAUUCUUCGUUUUCUUCUAGUGUGGGUGUUUCUGGUCUAGGAGGUGUAGUCUACUGGGUUCUUACGGUUUGUGCUUAUUAUUUGAUUGGGAUUUAGAUUUACUGGAAGCUUGAAAGGGGGAUGCGAGGGGAGAACGCAUAUGGUACAUGGCUGGGAAGGAGGUGGAUAUAGGGGAUGUCAGCAAAUCUUAUGCAUUCGCGGGUUUGUCGUUAGGUGGUUGUGGGCUGAACCCUUAUCUCUGUAUGUUUAGUAUUUCCAGU